This is a messenger RNA of Hevea brasiliensis (rubber tree), 2256 nucleotides long. RefSeq names its product BTB/POZ domain-containing protein At2g24240. The transcript has a single exon. The record is from RefSeq and is a predicted model, not a curated record. Gene Ontology annotation, biological process: protein homooligomerization. Bases 651 to 1988 code for a protein of 445 amino acids. Gene Ontology annotation, molecular function: protein binding. Lineage: Eukaryota; Viridiplantae; Streptophyta; Magnoliopsida; Malpighiales; Euphorbiaceae.
GGGAGGCAAUAAUAGGACGGACGUGCAAAAUGGGAGACAUGUAGAAGUUAUAGAAACAGAAAUUUAUCAAAACGAGUCUUAACUGUUUUUGAGUUCGAUUAGCUAAAAUUGUUUGAUUUCUCUUUGAUAAAUCCUAGAAAAUUCAAAACCCAUCUCUAAAAACCUUCGAUCUUGAAAACCCAGAUCUCAAUGUUCCACAAUUUGAUAAAAUUUUUGCCUUUUGUUUUGAUCAAUCUCAUACCCCCUGUUUCUAAGCUUUGUUUUUGUCUCUCUAGCAACAGAACACCAUGUUGUUACUUGUUAGCCUCUGAGUUGCUCCUGAAUCAGGCCUUCUCCUUUGCCUCUUUGGAGGUUUCUGUUGUUUUAUCUCAUAAAUUUCUCUUGUGAUGUUUCUUAGUGGUUAGAUUUUCCUGUUUUUGGAUUUUGUUUCCAAUCAAAGUAUAUCUAAGCAAAUCACAAUCCCUCAAUUCCCUCCAAAUUUCUAGGAAUUUCUUCUGAUUCUGUUCUUCUUUUGAAAUUCUACCUACUCAGUCUCCCAAUUCCAUUUCUUUCUUUUUUUACCUUCUUCGGUCAUCAUCUCUGAUUCUUAAUCCCACUUUCUUUGUUCUCUCUGCUCCAAAAACCCUUCAAAUUCUCCGUAAAAUUCCACCAUGAAGAUCGCCAAAGACAGAGUCCGAUUCAACGUCGGAGGCAGAAUCUUCGAGACAACCUCCACGACCUUGGCAAAUGCCGGUAGAAACUCCUUUUUCGGAGCAUUUUUUGACGAUAAUUGGGCUUUAAAACAACCCAUCAAUGACCUCAAUCCCAACAGUGAAUUCUACAUCGAUCGAAACCCGGAUUGUUUCGGUAUCCUCCUCGAUCUUCUCCGCACCGGCGAUCUCCACAUCCCUCCCCACGUCCCGGAAAGACUCCUCCACCGAGAGGCGUCAUUUUACGGCCUCUUGGACCAUGUAAGAUCGGCCAAAUGGGGUCCAUUUGAUGCAAACAGACUUCGGUAUUCCCGGUCUGUCACUGGCCGGGCACCAGGGGAUGGCACGGCAAUUCGUGCAGGACCGGAUGGUGGGUGCUGUGUGGCUCAUGGAAGUAUGGUGCGUGUCUAUGAUUGGAUGAUGGAAGAGCAUCCACCAAUCAAUCUUGAUUACCAGAGAGUGAAUGAUAUUGCUUGGGUUGAUUCUGAGAAUGUGAUUCUCAGUGCCUGUGAGAGAUUAGGCCGCGGAGAUGGAGGAAUGGGGCUGUUCAGUAAGAGUACAGGGGAGCUGAGGUAUAAGUUUCAGGUCUGCCAUGAGAAUCGAGUGAAGAGCUAUACUGCUGGGGCUUUGAGCACUAGCUCUGAUUAUAGAAUUUUUAGUAGCUGUAAAGGGAGAAGCAAUGAGUAUGGAAUUGGAGUAUGGGAUCAAAUUACUGGUAAACAAAUUGAUUUCUUUUAUGAGAGUCCAGGUUGGUCAUUAGGUGAUGCUGAUAAAUUGCAGUGGUUAAAUGGGAGAAAUUGCUUGUUGGUGGCUACUUUGUUUCCUAGAAAGGACAACUGUUACAUUAGUUUGGUGGAUUUUAGAGAGAAGAGGAUGGUGUUUUGGUCUGAUAUUGGUGCUUCUAUGACUGUGGAUGAGAAAAGGGUUCGUGAUGCUAUUGCUAUGGAGGAUUGUAAUGCUAUUUGUGUGGUGAAUGAGUAUGAGGAGUUAGGGUUUAUGGAUUUGAGAAUGAGUGGAGGAAGCGUGAGAUGGAGUUCGAGGAGUCGAUUGAUGAAGGGAAAGAUGCCUGAUGAGCCUUGUUAUCCAAAACUGGCAUUACAUGAAGGGCAGUUGUUUUCAUCAAUGGAUGAUAGCAUUUCUGUUUUUUGUGGUCCUGACUGGGUUUUGACAUCUAGGCUUAGACAGAGUUAUGGAGGUUCAAUUUGUGAUUUUUCAAUCGGUGGGGAUAGACUCUUUGCACUUCACAGUGAGGAAAAUGUCUUUGAUAUAUGGGAGACUCCACCUCCACCAAUUUUAUGAUUCAGAUUACAAGGUGUGCUGGGUUUUUCAGUUAAUGUUUCUUACAUUCUGAUGUAAAUAGGUAUUUGAAAAGAUUUGCGUGUACAUAUUUUGCCUUUUAACUACUAUAUAAUUUAGAGCAAUGAAUCUGCUUGGGGUUUGCCCAUCUUCAUAAAAAUGAGACUGAUUGCAUCAAACUAAUGUAAAGGGAAAUCUUGAAUUUAUAAGCAGAGAAUGCACAUGAUUUUUAAUUGGUAUUGCAGAAAUGGAACUUUGCUUAAUUACCCUA